This is a messenger RNA of Hemibagrus wyckioides, 4226 nucleotides long. RefSeq names its product kinesin family member 25 (gene kif25). The transcript has 16 exons. Gene Ontology annotation, molecular function: ATP binding; microtubule binding; microtubule motor activity. NCBI's taxonomy places the organism in Eukaryota, Metazoa, Chordata, Actinopteri, Siluriformes, Bagridae. Gene Ontology annotation, biological process: microtubule-based movement. The record is from RefSeq and is a predicted model, not a curated record.
CUAUCUAACACCACAGACAAUUAAAUUGUGAAUAUAAUGGUAAAGGGCAAGGUGUGUAUUUUUUUUUCUUCCUUCCUUCCUUCCUUCCUUCCUUCCUUCCUUCUUUCCUUCCUUCCAUCCAUCCAUCCAUCCAUCCAAAUCAUAAAAGGUGUAAUUUCUUCUGCAGAGCUCUGGUUUUCUUCUGCAUCCCUAUAGUUACCCGGUUGAAGUGUCUUCCUUUAAUGUGUCAUUUUUAAAUAUUGCAGUUUAUGGUCCCCUGGUGGAGUUUACUGCAGUACAGUGGGCUGGUUUGGCAGGCCAAUAUGAGCUUGCACUUUCCAUCUUUCUCCAUCUUUCUCAGCAAAUCCCAUCGGACCUUUCCAUCUUUCUCAUUGCCAUGGCCUGGGUUCAAUUUCUUCACAGGGAACAAACCCAACCACUGAGGGAUUAAAGCCUGUCGAAAUAAAUUAUUCAGCACUAUAAUGUAAAGACAAAGAUAAAUACAUUUCAUAAUUCGGUAAUGUGCUAAUCAUACACUGAGCUAUGCUGGAAAAAAGUGAAUGUUGGGUAACAGGACACUACAGCUGGUAUAUAUAUGUUAAGUAUUUCUGUACUAGUUGUGAAUAACUAUACUCUGUGCGGAAGUGUGGAAGGAUGCGUCCUGACAGACAGCUAUAUUAGAAAGGAGUUAAUCCUUUAAUUGGCCUACUGUAGUGCACCUGGCCAACAGAGUUAACUCCUGGUGACAUUUCUUUCACAUUCGCCUUCUGAGUUUUAUAAAAUGCCACAUUUUCUUAAGAGAGACCAAAUUUUUGCUCAUCAGGUGCACCUUCUGGAGCACAAACUCCGAAGUAAAGAAGAACGGAUUUUAGAGCUGGAGACGGAGACUGCGCUUCUUCACCUGAGACUUGCUGAGUGUAUGGGAAAACUUCGAAGGGAUCAAGAGGAGGAUGUGAUUCUGGCAAAGAGGCACUGUCAACACCAGGGAAAUGUGCAAAAGAGCACUCUUGUUCCCCUGGCCAAACUUCUCUCACACGUCCAGGCUCUGAAGAAAGAUUUGAGGAAUGUUUUUGCUGCAUACGUGGGCCUGGCUACAGAGCUGGAGAACCAGAGCAAACAGCUGUCGGAGUGGAUGGGCAUCAUUAGCAGAGCUGUCCAGAGUGACCAGGCUGGUGACACUCAGAGGCUACAGGCACAGGUGGCUUCUCUGGAGCACUCCUUACAAGAGGAAAAGGAGAGGCACAGAGUAGAGCGGAUGAGGAGGAGGGAGAUACACAACACACUAAUCGAGUUGAGGGGUAAUAUUAGAGUGCACUGCAGGGUGCGCCCUCUCCUGCCUUUUGACCACAUCCAAAGUUCUUUAUCCACUAAUGGGCCUUCAUCCUCAGAGGUGGUGGUGCAGGCUGUUAGUGAUGACUCUGUUCUUGUGAAUUGUGCGAAGCCUGGGAGUCUACAAAUGAACAAAAUUUGAGAGUAUCUGAUUAACAGGGUACAUGGGCCAGAGGAUGCGCAGGAUGCUGUGUUUGAAGAAGUAAAGCCUCUGUUAACUUCAUUGUUGGAUGGAUAUAACGUGUGUAUCAUGGCUUAUGGGCAGACAGGCAGCGGAAAGACAUAUUCUAUGAUUGGAUCUCAAGAUGAGGAUUGCACACAUCCUGAACAGGAAGGAAUUAUCCCCAAAGCAGCUAAAGAGUUAUUCAAGUUGAUCUCAGGGAAGCCAGCAGAAAGACACACAGUGGAGGUUUCCAUGGUGGAGGUUUAUAAUAAUGAGCUAAUGGACCUUUUGGCCAAAGAUGAGGAUGGAGCAGCAGUGGGGGUUAAGAGAGAAGUCAUCACGACCAGCACAGGCAUUAGUGAAGUGCCCUGUCUUACAUAUGAGUUAGUUCAUAGCUCAGCAGAGGUGAUGCAGCUGCUCAGUGCAGUGUUGAGACUGAGGGCCCACAGUCCAACAUUAGUGCACAGAGACUCUUCCAGAUCCCACCUUGUUGUCACUCUCACUGUCACAUCCAGGAACCCUAACCCACAGGCACUGACUCACAGGUUGCAGAGUGUAAGACAGAAUGUUCAGCGUGGAUCCCAGAAGCAGUGGUGGAGCCCCCGCUGCCCCAUAGCUGCCUCCUCUCGCUCCUCCAGCUCUGCUUCUUCUCCACAGUCUUCCCCCUGCCAUUCACCCUGCCCUCCCUCUUGGCAGGAACCCCUCAGAACAAAGCUGCAGCUGGUUGAUCUGGCAGGCAGCGAGUGUGCAGGCACAUCAGGGGUCAGUGGAGCAGCUUUGUGGGAGAGCUCCUGUAUAAACCGUAGUCUCUCUGCUUUGUCUGUUCUGGGUGCUCUGGCAGAGCAACGUCCUCAUGUGCCAUACCGUAACAGCAAACUUACCCACCUUCUACAGGACUCCAUAGUAGGUGAUGCUAAGCUGCUGGUGAUGCUGUGUGUCUCUCCCACUCAACACUUUCUGUCAGAGACUCUGCAGUCUUUGGGCUUUGGCUACAGAACCAGACAGAUUCAGAGAGACACACCACACAGGAGGAAUGCUGGGCUGAAGAGGAAGUAAACCAACAGACUUGUAAAAUAGCACAGAGCAUAAAAUCUGUCAGUUUACAGCUUUUAAUGGAUCAACCUACGUGCGAGGCCAGGUCAUGGUCACUACACAGCACAGAGCUCACAUGGUGAAUAUGAACAUACACAUCUUUUUUAUGACUGGGAGGUAUAAAAAUACUAUUAUUGUAUGUAAUUACUGUACUGAAUAUUUUAAUUUGGUGUUUUAAUGUAAUUACUAUAUUGUUGAGACUGCUAUUGUUACUGGCUGAUAUAUAAAGCACAGAACAAGAUAUUCAAAUACAUAUUGUUGGAAUCAGUUUUGACUGGUUUUCUAUAAACCGAAUGCUAAAUGGUAAGAUUACACAAUUGGAGAAGAGUUAACAUUCUUAAUGAACAAUUAUCACUUUAAACCUAAGUUAUGCUUAUAUUUUCCUUGGUCUCAUAACAUUUACAUUUCUGGUACCCUUCUAUCCAGAACAGCUUCCAUAUAUGUCAUUUAUACAACUGAGCAAUCGAGAUUUGAACUGACAACCUUCCAAUCAGUAAUCCAUCAUCUUAACCAGCGAGCUACACUAUAUUGCCAAAAGUUAUAACACUAUAACAGCUUCAACUCUUCUGGGAAGGCUUUCCACAAGGUUUAGGAGUGUGUUUAUGGGACUUUUUGACUGAUCAUUCCUCUAGAAAUGCAUUUGUGAGGUCAGGAACUGAUGUUGGACGAGAAUGUCUGGUUCACAGUCUCCACUCUAAUUCAUGCCAAAGGUGUUCUAUCAGGUUGAGGUCAGGACUCUGAGUCAAGUUCCUCCACACCAAACUCACUCAUCCAUGUCUUUAUGGACCUUGCUUUUUGCACUGGUGUGCAGUCAUGUUGGAACAGGAAUGGGUCAUCCCCAAACUGUUCCCACAAUGUUGGGAGCAUGAAAUUGUCCAAAAUUUCUAUUUUGCUGAAGAGUUCCUUUCACUGGAACUAAGGGGCCGAGCCCAACCCCUGAAAAACAAGACCUGAACUGAAUGAUUUUGAGGGGUGUCCCAAAACUUUUGGCAAUGUAGUGUACCACUUCCCUAUCAUAAGAAUUUUCUCUUUAAAUGGGCACUAGGAACUUUGCCUCAUUCAACAGUGUAUGGUUUUAAAAUAUGCAAGAUGUUGUAUAAAGUGAAUCCAGUACAUGUCUUUUCUAAUGUACAUGGUCCCUACUCUUUCCUCAUGAUAUAAUUCCCAUCCAUUUCACGCCUUCAUUCUUUCAGCCAUCUUAUUUCCUAUUUUCUGUUUGUUAAGAAAUGUCUAGAAAUCCUUAUUUCAACACAUGCAUGUUUUACAUAUUUUAGUAAAAACCAGGGCUGUUUUUAACAUGUGCAACAGUGUCAUUUAAAUGAAAAUAAAAACGAGAGAUUAUUAUCUAGUGUAUAUGUACUUCCGGUUGUUUUGAAACACAGUAAACGUGCGCCGCUUUGCAGAGCCAAUGGCGACCCGAGAAAGCGUCACGUGCCCAGUGUCAUGGGUUGAUAAACAUUACACAAGACUGUCUCGCGCGCCUGACGUUAGAUAACCUCUGAUAUAACAACUGACUAAACCACUACUAACUAGUAGUCUAAUUUUUUAACGAGUUCAGCGGUUUUACUGUCACAAGAAACAGGUGAGAAGAUGCUGAGGGCUAUGGGGAAAAUGGUGUUUGGAGGUUUCGAGAAUCCAAAAUAUACUACUCAAAAAAGCAAGG